AACUUUGACACUACACUUCCUCUGCAGCUUCACAUGCAGUUACUGUUUACUCCCAUUUUUUAAAAUAUUUGCUAACUUUGUAAGCUCAUGCUUCUUUUACCCGCGGCUUUGUGGUUUAAAGUCUUGCUUUUUUUUUUUUUUUUUUUUUAACUGUACUUUGCAACUCUUUCUCGGAAUUAAACCCUAACUUGUUGUCUCUGCGCAAUGGCGUGUUGUGGUAAAUACCAGGUGUCAGAGGAAAAAAUCCCUAACGGCAGGCUAUGGAGGCCACUUAUUUACAGAAGAUGUACUGACACAACAUGGCUAAUUAUGUUCUUCAUUUUCUGGGCAGGAAUGAUGUUUAUAACUGGUUAUGCGGUAACGGCCGGAGCUACCGAGAGGCUGCUGUUCGGCUAUGACAGCUAUGGGAAUGUCUGCGGACGGAGAAACUCUCCUAUCAAAGGAGCACCUCUUUCAGGACAGGACAUGACUGAUCGGAAGGAGGUGUUUUUUCUUAAUUCUUGCAACCUCGAAAUUCGAAAUAUGAAAAUAAAUUCAAUCGCUUUGUGUGUCUCGAGCUGCCCACGGGAGCAACUUAACAAUACGAAGGAAGUCCAACGUUUUGCUGAAAGAAACGGGUCCUAUCUUUGUGUGUACAGUUUAAACAGUUCAGAGUAUACUCUAAAUGCCAAUGCAGCAGAACUCUGCCCCAUGCUGCCUGUGCCUCCAAGCGAAUCAUUCCCACUCUUCAGACGGUGUAUACCUCAAACACCAGAGUGCUACUCACACUUUGUGCCAGUUCUGAUCAAUGCUGUCAAUGAAAUGGACCUUUUUCAUCGGAUUAUAGCUGGAAUCAUGACAAGCAAAGACAGUAUCAUAGGACUUUGUGUGCUUGCAGUAGUGUUCUCUUUCAUAAUGGUGGCCAUCUUUAGAUUUAUUGCAACAAUACUGGUUCACAUUUUAAUAGCUCUGGAUACGUUUGGUCUGUUGUUUGUGUCCAGUGUUCUAUGGUGGCUUUAUUAUGACCAUGUGACGGAUCCCAGCAUUGAACUGGAAUCAGAAAAAGAGAACAGCAAGUUUUUACUGGCCUUUGCUGUCGGCACUACAACUAUAUCAAUAAUCAUCUUUGUUUUAAUCUUGGUAAUGUGGAGAAGACUGAAGCUGAUCACUGAGCUGUUCCGAGUGGCCAAUGAAACAGUCAGCACUGUCCCGCUACUGCUGCUGCAGCCAGUCUGGACCUUCAUUAUCCUUAUCUUCUUUUGGACCUACUGGGUGGCUGUGCUGCUCAGUCUGGGCACUGCAGGCACUGCCUAUGCCACUAAUGGUGGCCACGUGGAGUACAAGCCUCUCUCUGCUAUCCGGUACAUGUGGUGGUACCAUUUAUUUGGACUGAUCUGGACCAGUGAGUUCAUCCUUGCCUGCCAGCAGAUGAUCAUAGCUGGAGCAGUGGUUUCCUGUUACUUCAACAGGGACAAAAAUAAUCCACCCAGCCACCCAAUCCUGUCUUCAAUAUCUAACCUCUCCAAUUAUCACCUCGGCACAGUGGCAAAAGGCUCCCUUAUUAUCACUUUAGUGAGGAUACCACGGGUCGUUCUCACGUACAUCCACAGCACUUUACAAAGCAAGGACAAUGCCUGUGCCAGAUGCAUGGUCAGAAGCUGUACUUGUUCCCUAUGGUGUCUGGAAAAGUGUCUGCGUUAUUUAAACCAGAAUGUGUACUCGGCUACUGCCAUCAACGGAACAGAUUUCUGCACAUCAGCAAAAGAGGCGUUCUUCAUUCUAGUAAAGAAUUCAGUAAACAUAGCAGCCAUCAACAGUUUUGGAGAUUUCCUGCUAUUCCUUGGGAAGGUUUUUGUUGUUUGUUUUACCUGCUUUGGAGGUCUGAUGGUUUUCAACUACCAGCGAGCACUCCAGGUCUGGGUGGUUCCUCUGCUGCUUGUUGCGUUUUUCUCUUACUUCGUUGCCCACUGCUUCCUUUCAGUGUUUGAGAGGGUGGUGGACUUGCUUUUUCUAUGUUAUGCCAUUGAUCUGGAAACCAAUGAUGGGUCUGCUGACAAACCCUAUUUCAUGGAUAAAGCUCUGAUGGAAUUUAUAAACAAAAGCAGUGAAGAAGCAGGAAAAGUGAGAAAUCCAAAACGUGGAAACCCUGCUGGAACAGAAAUGCACCCGAUGGUCUGAGAAUCACAAAUUUCAUCUGUUUCUUUUUCUUAUUGUAAAUAAAACUUAUUUGAAUGUUUUUAUUUUUACUUUAACUGUUUAUUCCUGUGUUGUAUAGUAUGUUUGUAGAGCAGGUAGAUCUUGUAUGGCUGAGAUUGGUUCAUUAAGGGGUAGAUGUAAGGAUAGGGGCAAAGUGAUUUGUGGGUCAAAAACCCAAUAAAAAU
Messenger RNA from Polyodon spathula (Mississippi paddlefish), 2360 nucleotides. RefSeq names its product choline transporter-like protein 3. Gene Ontology annotation, biological process: transmembrane transport. The transcript is spliced from 16 exons. Gene Ontology annotation, cellular component: membrane. Gene Ontology annotation, molecular function: transmembrane transporter activity. NCBI's taxonomy places the organism in Eukaryota, Metazoa, Chordata, Actinopteri, Acipenseriformes, Polyodontidae. Bases 205 to 2157 code for a protein of 650 amino acids. The record is from RefSeq and is a predicted model, not a curated record.